This is a messenger RNA of Encephalitozoon hellem ATCC 50504, 471 nucleotides long. Its product is annotated as inositol metabolism VAMP-associated protein. The coding region runs from base 1 to 471 and encodes 156 amino acids. The record is from RefSeq and is a predicted model, not a curated record. Lineage: Eukaryota; Fungi; Microsporidia; Unikaryonidae. Gene Ontology annotation, cellular component: endoplasmic reticulum membrane; plasma membrane. The transcript has a single exon. Gene Ontology annotation, biological process: endoplasmic reticulum membrane organization.
AUGCUGGACAUCAAAGUUGUGCCACAAACAACAAUCAGAAUCAAAAGGAAUAAAAGGUCUUCAACCUUUGUUGUGCAGAACAACUCUAUGGAAAGUGUCGGAUACAAGAUUAAAACAACGAAGCCUCGGGAAUACAUAGUAAGGCCGAAUAUGGGGCUUAUAGUGCCAAUGCAGCAGGCAGAGAUUGAGGUUACUCUCGCUGAAAAUACAGUUCCGGAUAGUAGCCACAAGUUUCUCAUAGAAAUAUACAAGUUUGAUUGGAGAAGGUCCCUAAACGACUUCAAGCAGCACCUCAGGUCUUCUUUGCCCAAACCAUGCUGGACAUCUAGGAUAGGAAUAUUAUAUGAGGAAGAGGAGAAGACGACUAAAGAAACAAUCGAAUGCUCAGAAAGCAAAGGUGCCAUUGCGCUUUUUGUCCAUAUUUAUAUCCUCUUCAAUGCUUUUUAUUUGUUUUAUAGACUCUUUGAAUGA